Messenger RNA from Rubroshorea leprosula, 568 nucleotides. The record is from the annotation of a GenBank genome assembly. NCBI's taxonomy places the organism in Eukaryota, Viridiplantae, Streptophyta, Magnoliopsida, Malvales, Dipterocarpaceae.
ACUUCAAUUGAAUAUGACUGCUUCGUAAACCUAACUCGGUCAACUGAGCCAAACACGUUCCCUCCUCAGCGCCCGACCAUGGCGAAAUCGAAGAACCACACUGCUCAUAACCAGUCUUAUAAGGUUCACAAGAAUGGGAUCAAGAAACCAAAAGGCAAAGGCAAACAUCUACCAAAAGAUGGAUCCCAAGUUUCUGAGGAACCAGAGAUAUGCAAGGAAGCACAACGUGAAGAAUGGUGGUGGAUCUGCAGCUGAGGAGGAGUAGACAUUUGUGCCCUUCUGUGGUUUUUUUAGAACAUGGUUUUGUUUUAUUGUUUCUGUUAGACUUAGACGAUAUGCUAAAUCAAUUCAUGAUCGAUUGUUCAUUAUAGUUCAUUUAUGUCUGCAUUGCUUGUCUCUGUUUUUAAACUGUGAUGGGUUGUAAUAUUUGUUUAUAUUUAGCUGAUUUCUGGGGUUAAGCUAGCUCAUGAUCUUGUUUCACUUUUUUUGAGCAAGAUUGAGGGCAUAUUUAGCUGAAAAGGGAAACCUGAUGAAGGUAAUACCUUGGUUGCUAUCAUUAGUAUUGGAC